Molecule: messenger RNA, 918 nt
Organism: Pollicipes pollicipes
Lineage: Eukaryota; Metazoa; Arthropoda; Thecostraca; Pollicipedomorpha; Pollicipedidae
Exons: 7
Coding region: 100-918 (272 amino acids)
Cellular component (GO): nucleus
Source: RefSeq, a predicted model, not a curated record
UACACGAGUGUUGCCGGGAAGCGGUCUGUUGUGCGGUCGGGUAGCAAUUUCCGUAAUAUUUCCGCAUUGAUAGCGAAUUAUCAGCUAUCUAGAAGAAGAAUGGACGCGGAUGAAAGCUCGAUUAAGACUUGGCUUAAGUUCUUCAUGGAUGCCAGCAUACCAGCAGGGGUAGCCACAGAAUAUGCAAUCUCAUUCAGUGACAACAGGAUGAGGCUGGACAUGCUGCCUGAUCUCAACAAGGACUACCUCAGGGAUCUUAAUAUCACCAUUUUGGGUGAUGUAAUUGCUAUAUUGAAACAUGCCAAGUCUGUCAGCCAGCAGGAGUAUACUGCCCGCAAGAUGGGCCCCGGCGGGCGCGUCUCGCCCGACCCGCCGGCGGCGCGCGCCAAGCCGGCGCCGGCCUGCGUCGAGUCGCCGGCGGCGCGCAUGGUGAAGCGCUUGGUGCGCAAGGAGCCGGCGUCGCAGCCGGCCGAGCCCACCACGCGCCGCAAGCGCGCCGCCGACCUUGCUGACGACGAUCAUAGCGCUGGUGACCAGCCGGCGCCUGCCAAGUUGCGGCUCGUGGCCUCGGGGCGUCUGGGCACACCACAGGCCAAGUCAGCUCUGAAUGGCAAAAAGACGGUAUUUGACCGGCUGGGCGCCGACAGUCAGGUCACGUCCACCACCCCGGACAGCACGCGCUUCCACAUCACCGGCCUGAGCGGGCCCGCCGCCACGCAGCGUGCGCCACUGCACGCCGAGGCGGCGGCGGUCGGCACGCCCCGCCAUCGAGUCCGACUCGUCUCUGAGCCGAGGCCGGGGCCGCGACCAGGCCCCGGCCUGACGUACCGAGGUGUGCUGAAACCGGGCGGCGCCGGCGAGCGGCCCGAGCGGCCCGACCCCGGCCGCAAACCCGCCCUAGUCAGGGGUGCGAGCUAG